AUGCACCUGGAGUUGUUGGACAAGCUGGCCAUUUAUGUGGUGGUUGUCACGCCACUUAUCAUCCUCUCCAAGCCCGUCUUGCCCAAGGUCAAAUGGGGCUAUGACUUUCUCCCGCAGAUGGCCUUGCACAUGUGGUCCUUCUUGAUUGCCUGCCUCAUCCUCCUGCACUCCGGAGAAGGCAGCGUGGAUACGAAGAUGGCCAUCGUCUCCUUUGCCGCAGCUAUGCUUAUUGUCGCCAACUUGGCCACAGUGGGGUUCAAUCUGAACCUUGCAGCUCCGUGUGUGGCCCUGGGCUGGGAGUUGAUCUACACCGUUGACCGCUUCGGCAAGUGA
This is a messenger RNA of Effrenium voratum, 333 nucleotides long. Lineage: Eukaryota; Dinophyceae; Suessiales; Symbiodiniaceae. The record is from the annotation of a GenBank genome assembly.